This is a messenger RNA of Funneliformis mosseae, 495 nucleotides long. Lineage: Eukaryota; Fungi; Glomeromycota; Glomeromycetes; Glomerales; Glomeraceae. The record is from the annotation of a GenBank genome assembly.
AUGCCUCGUCCACACGUUGGUCAAAAUCAUCCGGCCGUUCAAUGGGUAUCAGCUGGUGCAGGCAGAAUACCUACAAAUGCAUUCCGAGUCUGUGGAAAAGCGAUUGGUCGUGGUAUCGAUCAAUAUGGUGGUACGCAACCUGGAUUUGUUAGCAAAUCAAAGAAAGCUUUAGUGGUCGAAUAUGCUAGUGGCGUAAUGUUAAUUCCAAAUUAUGAAGUUUUGGUUGCGGCUCAAGGUUAUAAUGCCUUAACUGAAAGUGAGACUUUAUUCAAGUGGAUUCCCUUAUCCGGAGUUCCUGAUCAAACUAAAUUCAAUUUUACUCCUUUGAGGGAUAAUAAGGAUGAAUUGUUUAUAGCCAGAGUUUGGGAUGACGGUAAAUGGGUUAUUGGUAAAGCGGGUAAUCCAUUGCCAGGAAUUCAUUAUGUUCUUUCUGGAUUUGCCAAAAUCGGACAAAACUAUGAAAUUUUAGCUAUUAAAUCGGGAAUUUUAUCUUAA